Molecule: messenger RNA, 10527 nt
Organism: Melospiza melodia melodia
Lineage: Eukaryota; Metazoa; Chordata; Aves; Passeriformes; Passerellidae
Gene: LPCAT1
Product: lysophosphatidylcholine acyltransferase 1
Exons: 14
Coding region: 16-1599 (527 amino acids)
Cellular component (GO): endoplasmic reticulum
Molecular function (GO): calcium ion binding; lysophosphatidic acid acyltransferase activity; 1-acylglycerophosphocholine O-acyltransferase activity
Source: RefSeq, a predicted model, not a curated record
UCGUCCUGCCCCACCAUGAAGUUGAGCAGCCGCGGCCGGGGAUGCUGCGCGGGCGGCAGCCGGGAGCGCGGGCCGCCGCCGCGGAGCCCCUUCGUGCACCAGCUGCGCUUCAGCCCCCUGCAGAAAGCCAGGAUUGCCUUCAUGACCUUGACUCUGUUUCCUAUCCGACUCUUUUUUGCUGCUUUUAUGAUGUUGCUGGCCUGGCCUUUUGCGUUCAUUGCUUCGAUGGGAUCUGACGAGCAAGAGCUUGAAAAGCCCCUCUCCUGGUGGCGAAAGAUAGUGGAUAUUUUGCUGAAGGCAAUAAUGAGAAUGAUGUGGCUUGCUGGUGGAUUCCACUGGAUAAAUGUAAAAGGCAGACGGGCAUUGCCAGCAGAAGCAGCAAUAUUAACAGUGGCUCCCCACUCUUCCUACUUUGAUGCCAUUCCAGUGACCAUGACCUUCGCCUCCAUUGUGAUGAAGGCAGAAAGCAAAGAUAUUCCUGUUUGGGGAACUCUGAUCAAAUAUAUCCGGCCAGUAUUUGUAUCUCGGUCAGACCAGGAUUCUCGCAGGAAAACUGUUGAAGAGAUAAAGAGGCGUGCCCAGUCUGAUGGUAAAUGGCCACAGAUAAUGAUAUUCCCAGAGGGCACUUGCACAAACCGAUCCUGUCUAAUUACAUUCAAACCUGGAGCGUUUAUUCCUGGGGUUCCUGUGCAGCCAGUGGUUUUACGUUAUCCAAACAAACUGGACACAAUCACAUGGACAUGGCAGGGGCCAGGAGCGUUUGAAAUUCUGUGGCUUACUUUAUGUCAAUUUCACAAUUCUGUGGAAAUCGAGUUUCUACCCGUGUACAUUCCUUCAGAAGAAGAAAGAAAAAACCCAGUGUUGUAUGCCAAUAACGUCAGGCGUGUAAUGGCAGAGGCGUUGGGAGUUCCAGUGACAGACUACACGUUUGAAGACUGUCAGCUGGCUUUGGCUGAGGGACAGCUUCGUCUACCUUCAGAUACAUGUCUUUUAGAAUUUGCAAAGCUUGUGAGAAGCCUUGGGCUGAAGCCAGAAACACUUGAAGAUGACCUUGAUAAAUAUGCUGCCAGUGCCAUGAAAAUGAAGAAUGAAAAGGUUGAUCUCAAAGAAUUUUCAGCCUACUUGGAAUUUCCAGUUUCUCAGACAUUAGAAAGUAUGUUUGCACUUUUUGAUGAGAAUGAAAAUGGUGUAAUUGACAUUCGGGAAUUUGUCAUUGCUCUGUCAGUUGUCUGUAAGCCAUCCAAAACUCUGGAAACAAUUCAGCUGGCAUUUCAGCUGUACCAGUCAGAAGGCGGAACUGUAACAGAAGAGGAUUUAGCUCAUAUCCUGAAGACUGCCAUGGGUGUGUCACAAAUUGAUGUUACACAUCUUUUUAGAGCUGUAGAUGAAGAGGAAAAAGGAAAGAUUACAUAUGAUGACUUCUACACAUUUGCUGUGUUGCACCCACACUUUGCAGAGGAAUAUCUCUAUGCUGAUCAGAUGGGAGCUGAGAGCGGCUUGAAGACUUCAUCUCUUUCUGCUGCUAAUGGUAUCUGUACUGACUUCAGCCCUGACAGCGCUGGAGAUAGAAGGAGGCCCUUGCAGAAGAAACUGAUUUAACACUACAACUGUUACCUUCCUCUCCUGGUGAGAGGGUUGUAUUUUCUUGGGAUUUUCAUAAGUCACUCCAAUUAUACAGCAAAUACCAGUUUUGUGUGUGAAAGUUCUACCUGAAUACCAUCCUUUGAAUCAUAUGUGUUAUGUUUAACAACAUGUUCCAAGUUACUUUGGGAAAGGUGUUUUUUAUUUUUUUUUAAAGGUCUUUGAAAGGCAAAAAUGUGAAUGUGCUUCAUUAUUAAUGUUCAUAUUUAAAAGGAAGCGGCACAACUUAUUUAUAUUCCAUUGGCUAGUUCCAUGUACUGAGUGUCGCACAAACUGUGCAUGUAUAAAGAAAAUGUAGCUACUAUGGUGUAAAGUGCACUUUGGUGAUUAGUGUUUUCCCUAGUUAUGGGGAUGUUUAUUUGGGGCCAAACUUUGCUGUCCAUAUCUGAAUAGUCAGUCUUGUUGAUUUUGGUGGGAAUUAUUCUCCUGAGUAAGGCAAGCAUACUUUGGCCCUUUGUUUUGGUUUCAGUGAACAGUUUGGAAACAGUAAUACAAAAACUUGCUAAGGAUUCCUUUUUAUUUUUGUUGCUGAAUGACAAAAUUGUUUCUCUUUCCAUGGUAGAAUGAAAAGGAGAGGCUCCUUAUCCCUCACCCCAGCACUUUUCUACUGUAAUCUUCCGGAUGCAAUUAAACAUGAAUUCUUUCCAAACUGACAUGCCACAUACUGUUUGAAAAUACAUAACUGAACUGUUUGUGCUUUUCUCUCAUAACCAAUCCAAAUCACAUCCACACAGCAUUUUAUGGGAGAUGCAUACAGAGCUAUACUUGAUUGAGAUUUAUCAGGAAUCACAGGUUUCUUUUGUAGCAAGCCUAUACAGAUGACAUAGCAUGGAAUACAUCAUGGAAACUUUGGUGUAUCAGCACAAGUUGGAAAAGGUUGCAGUCACUUCAGAGACCAAGCCAGCAGCAAGUUGCAGAACAUCCUGAAGAAGUGCUAGUUAAAUCUCUAUAGCAACAUUACAUAUACUUCAUAGAAUGUAUGUGAAGCUUAGAAUAGUUUAGAACUGUUUAAAACAACCACCACACUUGUAUUAAUAAUACAUAUGUUUCCUUUUGUAAAGCCAGAUGCCUUAACUGCUACUGGAGGUCUCAGAGAAAAAUCUAGAUUAUUAUAAAACCACAAAGCUUCAUUGAUUAGGAAACGUGACUGAAGGCUCAAGGAGUAAGAGGAGGGAGGACUCUAGCACAAAAUAACUGUGAUGGCAACUCUGCUUCCAAACAAAAAAAUCUUUUAAGUCAUUUCUGACCAGUUUUAUAGGGUUUUGUGCAUGGAAAACUAUUGAGAUUAGAGUCUUCCACGAAGGAAUUUAAAACUAGAUUUGAAAUGGAAGAAUUUUAGCAAAGGAUGUCUGUUCGUACCAAAUGCUUUUAUAACUAUUUUUUUAAAUAGCAGGUGUUUUAAAGCUCGUUAGGGUAUGUGUCCUUAGAAAUCCUCAACUGUAUGUGGCAGGUCUCCAAACUGGAACUGGCUUUAAUAAAGAGGGUAAGAGGAAAAAAAUUGAAGAAAAUAUGCUUUAUGGGGGUAUGUGGAGGUAAUAAUUAAAUUUUUGAUUUAUCCAGGUAACAAAGGCCAAGCUCACAGGGCAGCAACAGACUCACUGGCAAGAUUUGAAUUAAAAUUGAUCAUGAAAAAUAGGAGAAAUUGAUUGGAAAAAAAUAAGGUGUAUGAGAAACUACACUUAAGUAGGAAUAGUCAGCUGCACAGAGGAGGAGUGAGUAUUACUGUGCUAUAUCUGGAGGCAAGGAUGGCACAGAAUAUGUCAAACUUAGCACUGUUAACUCUUUGCUGCAGAAAAGAUGCUUGUGAUGGAGGGGUGCAUCAGCAUGUGGCCUGUGCAAAUACAACCCUGAAGCAGGGUGGUAUUUCUUUGUUACCAAGAUGUGAUAAGGUCUUACCUGAGGUACCUGUUCAUAUUGGGGCACCUGAGAGAGAUGGGCUGUAAAUUAAUAAAGUCUGGAGGACAGAAAGUACUCAAAAAGAGAUCUAAAGUACCCUUUAAUCCAAAGAAGAGGAGACUGAAGGAAGAAUGUGAACAGUCUUUGAAUAUGGAAAAAGUUGUUAUAGAGGAAAUAGGAACACUGUUCUCCACAAGGAUGGUAGAUGCUAGCUAUGAAUUGAAAAGACAAGCAUUAGGAAAAGUCUCUUACAAUAUGCUUUAUAGCCAAGGAGAAGGGUUUCAGGUGGGGUGAACAGCUUGCCUUCCUUCACUGGAGGAAAGAAGUUUUUGAAACUGGAGUUUUUGAAAACAGAAAAGACAGAGAACUCCAGUAGAGACACUUGAUUUUGCUGAUGAUGCCCCAGAGUUACAAGGCGAUGUCCCUGAGGUCUGUUUUCUGUAGUUACACAGUAUGUAAGGGAAGGCAGGUGUAGUCUGGACAUAUUGUAUCUCUACAAGACUAUGGCACGUGGCUCAAGCUGGCUAAGGUAGUUAUCUUUUCCUUUGUAUGUGAGCUUGGAAAUGAGAGAAUUUCAGAAUGCGGGGAAUGAGAGAGUUCCCCAACAUGUGUCUGGAAAGAAGAAAGAGGUAAGCUUAGAAUCCUGUGGACAACUCUGAAGUGAGAGAAGCUCCAAAGAAAGAGAUCCAUUGACCACAUCUGUGAAAGAGCAAAGAAAGCUGAUUGAAGUUGGAUAAAUACAAGUGUGUCUAAUUUGCAUGUAUGGUGUGAGUGACUCGAGGAUCUGUUUGAUGAAAACCCAUAGGUUCAUCAACUUCCUUUUUUUUUAUUUGUGAGGUGUUUUGUAAUUGUGUUGAGUGCAAUAGCUGUUCUUGUGUGCACCUAAGCUGUACAGAGUGCCUUGGAGAGCAUUGCAGCCUGUAGCAGAUGGGGCCCUUGAACAGGCUCCCCAAAGAGGCACUGAAAGUCCCAUGCACCAGUGAGCUCAGUCCAGAGCUGCUGCUGGAGAAGGCUGUGACCAACACAAGGCACAAGCAAGUAUUCUUGGUGGAUUAAAACUCAUUUAAAAAUUGGUGGAUUAAAUCAUUAAAAAGAAAAAGGCAUAAGACAAAACAACAGAUUCUGGAAGGAAAUGUGAAUCUCCCUCUUCUGAGAAAUUACUGAAUGAGAUAAAGACAUAAUAGGAGGAAUGAUAGGAUGAAGGAUCAGCCUGCAUGGAAACAUUGUUAGAUCACAUAUCAGGUCACAGAAGUUGAGAUUAAUUAAUAUAAUUCCAUUAAUUUUAGCAUUUGUAGUAUAUCAUAUUAGACUGCCCUGUAGUGAGAGGGACGCCACAUCACCACAGGAUGGUGAACUCAGGCUCUUGAGGGCAGAGGCCUGUAACACAUCACAUGACUGCAGCCAUGCUCUUGUUACAGCUCAUCCAUCAAACCCCAGCUGCAGAAGUGUUUCAGUAGUUCCUGAUGAAAAGCCUUUUUAGAGGCAUUGACUGUGGAGCAGCUGGAUUGUGACAGUUAAGUUUCAGUGACCUGAUGCAAAGUCAGAGUAGAAGUGAAAACUUCCUUUCCCCUUCACCAAACACUGACAUGUAAAUGCUUUCCAUUUAAAUAUUACUGAUUUUAUAGGCAUAUUGGUAUAUUUUAACAGGUACUAUCAAUACCCCCUGAAUUUACAAGGGGACAUAAGCAGACUUAGCAACUAUUUAACUUAAAUGAUCCUUACACAAAAAAUGCAGUGAUGUGAAGGCAUUUGACAUUUCUGAUGAACAUUUUUGUACUCUUAUGUAAUACUGCCAUCCCUUGCCAGUAGAGUUCUUGCAUCAGCCUGAAUUUUUACAUACUGUAUGAAAUACCCAGCCAAGGCUCUGGGUAUCUCUUCUCAUAUGCCUGAACAAGUAUUAAAAGUUACCCAGAAAACCACCAAACCCAAAACAUCUGAAGUUUGGGGGGCGUUGUUUGUUUUUUUGUUGUUUGUCUAUUUUUUCAAACAUAAUGGAACCCUACUAAAACCAAACAAAUGCUUGUUAGAUGCAAAUCAUGUUUAAACCACUGUCUCUAGCAUGGUAUGGCAAGUGUUAUUACAGAUUUUUUGGGGAGUCUGUUGCUGUAACAGAUAAAUUUUAAAAACUUCAUAGGAAAUUUAUAAGCCUGAUGGAGAAACCAGGCUGUACUCUUAGUUUUAUCUUAAUUAAUUACUCUAUAUGUUUCAGAUGCAUUUAUUGUAGCUAGAAUGAUCUAGGUGUGAGAAAUAGCAACCAGACGUGUGUGUGUUUGCUAAUCCCAUUUUCAAGGUAUAAAUCCUUAGGUCACAGGGGUUGAAAAGGACACGUGUGCAGUGAGGAAGUGAUGCAACCUCUUUAGUGACAUAGCUGCCAGAAGUAAACAGCUAAGUGUCACACAGAGCUCUUUAUUAAUAUCUUCGUGCAAGCUGAAUAACUUUGUUAGCUAAUUUAGGCAUUGGGCUGGCUGAAGUAUUUUUUGUGUUCGCAAAAUGCAGUAAACAUUUUCCUGUAAAAGUCAUUGCUGCACUUCAACAUCUGAUAAAUUUAUAAAGCAGGUGUGGUUUUAUAUAUUUAUGAGUUCCCUGAUAAGUUUAUCUUUGGUAUUGCCAGUAAAUUAUUCUUCCUAUUUUUAUAUUGCCAUGUAGUACCUAUAGCUUCUCAUAUUAACUGUUUUAGUCACCUUCUGCUCUCUGCUCCUUCAAUAAUAGCAUCCUCAUAAAAGGACAAAUUAAAAAAAAAAAAAAAAAACACUAGUUGCAGAACUCCAGUAGCAUGUGCUGUAGAUUUUGUGAUCUCAGAAAAAACCUGUAAGCACAGCUUUGCAUAUAUUAUGAGACUAAACUAGGCUGGAGAGAAAACAAAAUUCUGGUUUGAAGUUCUGACCAACUAAGUUCAAUUUUUCUUUAGCUCAGAGUGUGGGUCAUAAUACUUUCUGAAAUGUUGCAUUUUACCUAAUGUGAACCCUCUGUUUUUUUCACUAGCAGAGCUUUCAUGAGUGUUCUAGAAACAGGAAAUGACAAAUGCUCUAGCCAAGAGUUCUACAUUAGCAAAAUUCAGAUCUGGCUCCUAAAGCUAUAUUGAGGCACAGAAGUUCCCUGUGAAUCAGGCAUUUCAAGUAGUUGGCUGCUUUUCAGGUAUCUGAACCUCAGCUGAUUAGGAAGACUUAAAUUAACAAAUUAUUCUGAAUAAAUCACUACAAAAAAGCCCCAGAAGAAUAGAAAAUGGAAGUAAGUGUUGUCAUCAGUGCCAUUGGUAAUUAGUUACUAAUUAAUUAAAUUAUUAAUUGAUCAGCCCAGCAAAACUGCAAGAUCUGUUUCACAUAUGAGCAAGAAGGCUUACAUUCAGGUAAUUUUGCUGUCCUGACUAGGUAGAAUUUAAGCCAGGUGGUCUUUACUCAGAGGGUGACUUCUUGAAGGUACUGCAACAUCCCAGUAAUGUCUUGGUCACUGACAGCGGAGAUUUCAUCUUCUCACCCUGCCUUUUUUUCUUUGAAUUAUGGAAAAAAGUAUUCAAAACAUGACAGGAACCCUGUCUUUUUUUUUUUUUUUUAGUUUUGUGGAAUAGUUAUGGUGGUGAACUGGAUAUACAGCGCUGGUCACCAACACCUUGUGGUCAAACCAUGUCUAAAUGAUAAUCCUGAGUUAAAACUACUGAGAGAACACAGCAGCAAACAGGACAUCCUUUAGAUGUGUUUGCUGUUGGGUCUGUGAGUAUUUCCUGCGUCUCAUAGUGCUCAAGUUGAGAGAGUUUCUUUCUCUGGGAAACAUUUCAGGUUCUUUCAAGAUACUAACUACUUGGACUACUUCAAGUGAAAUUGAUUUGUUUUGCAGAAAGCAGGUUCUUUUUCCCCAGAUGGUGUGACGUGCUUUAUCAUGUGUAACGUGAUUAAACUGAGGUGGGUGAUACCAAGAGAGCAGAGGAUAUAAGAGGCUUAUAAAAUAGAGGGUUUAUGUUUCUGUGAGAUAUGCUGACACAUUUCUGCACAGUAGUUGACACUACUGAAGGGAUUGUCUUGCAAGUCCAUUAUGCAAAAUCCUUUUACUAGUUGUGUGGUGGCAGUGGCUGUUUAUUCCACUUUCCUUAGCAGGGUGGCAGAGCAGAAUACUCCUGUACAGACCAACUUUGGGGUAGAGAUGUAUUUGCAGUUUUAAAAUGAUCAGUCAGAACCAGUAGAAUCACCUUAGCAUGAUUGUACCUCAGUUAUUCCUGUUACAUAACUUAGCUCUUUGGGAUAUUUUUUUAUUAUCACAGUUAUCAUGCUUUAUUCUGAGCUAAGUUGAACAGAGCCAUAUGAACAUCAGCGCUCACUUGAGAUAGCUUGGGGAUCUCAAAAAAGGUGCUGUAUGAUAAUCUGUUGGUAGGGUGUUACAUUUCAGUUUUUUCAUUUUGACCAAAAAUGUCAGAAGCAAGGGAAAGAAGUCAUGACUUCUGUAAUACUCUAUUUUUAUACUGUCAAUGGGGUGUUAUUUAAGAGUGCCAGUUCUGAGCCAAAGUCAGCUGAAGAAAAAUCAGGCUGAACUCCUGAUUCCAAACCAGCAAGUAGAAAAUCCCAUCCAUGCCCAGCAUGGCAGCUGGCCUUUUCCCACAGUAAAGAAGGAUCUUUUCUGCCUCUUGGGCUGGUGAAUUCAGUUUACUGUAUCCCUAGUUCUUGCUUGUGCUGUCUGUUCUUUGUAGGUUUGUUGCAGCCAGAGGGAGACCCUGCUGCCUCCUAAGCUGAAGUGACGUUCAUGGACUUUUCUCCCUGAGCCGGCAGCAGCAGGUGAAUAUUUGAGUCCUGUUCUGGUAUUGCUACCCAAAACUAAACUAUUUUAGUUCGUGCCUGCCAUUAGGUACAGAACUGCUUUUUCUUUUUAUACACUUCAACCAUUGCAGGUGUGUCCAGGUGACAGCAGGUCUGAAAGAGCUUAUGAGAUUGUCCUUGUUCCUGUGAGCUACAAGACAUUAAAUUUAGAAGUAUUAGAAGUUUACAGUGAAACCUUAAAUUGGAUUGACUCCUGACUCGCUAUAUAUACAUCUAUAUCACUUUCAGUGUGAGCCUGUUCACUUCCAUGUUCCACAUGCAGGAUCUAUAAAUGUGAUUGCAAACAAAGUCUCCUCAUGGAUACCGAAGAAAGCUGACGCUCAGAUACUUUUCAUCCUACCAUGGUACUGGAAAUGAAAUUCAUCUGACAAUAGGUUGUUUCUAAGUCUAUGAAUGUAUAUGGGGAAAACCCAAAUACAUGUCUUUUAUUCACUAUCCAGCAUGAAGACAAUUUUGUAUUUUAAAUGCUAAAGAAAUAAACUUUGAAAGAUCUUUUAUGGCCUAAGUAUAUAUUUUUUGUCCUAUGUUUUCUUUUAUAAUGAACUUCGAGCAAAAUAUUUCUUAUAUUUCAAAAAGGACAUUUAGGUUAGCCAGUGCUGUAUUUUCCAGACAACAAAAGCAGUUUUAAAGUCAACAUCUAAAAAUGAAAUUGUAUUUUUAAAUAUGUGAAUUAGAAUUCCUUUAAGUUAAACAUGUCUCCUUAGCAACUGUAUAUACUUAGACAAAAAGCAAACCCAUUGCAGCUGCUUGUCUCUAUAGUUGUUUGUGUUUGGUGAUUUGUUUAUAUUGCUUUUUCAUAUUGCUCUAAGGGUAUUAAGAGUCCAUGUAAAUCAGCAAUGUUAGAAAUAGAAGUCAGAAGUAAAUUUCUUUAGAAGUGAUAGAAUUUGUUUCAUGGAAGAGGACCAAGAGUAAGCAUCAGCUAACCUUGUAUUAUGUACUAUACUACUUAAAUGUUGCAGCAUUGUGCUGAAAGUAUUUGACAUCUGUUCAAUGGGACCACUUUCUAAAUCUUUUUGUAAUCCCCAGCAUCUGUCCAGGUGUGUGAGACAUUUCUAAUUUGAUGACAGAUACUAAUUCAUUUUUUUUUGGAAAAAUAAAAUUGAGUAAUCAGCAAGCUGAGAAAUAACUCAGAAAAAAAAAUUUUGAUCACUGUUGUUGAACUUGCAUUGAGGAUAUCAUUUUUAUACUUUGGGAGGAAAAAAAAAAAAGAUUGCUAUGAUUUUGAACACACUUGAAACUUUAAAUGCACAACCGAAAAAGUUAACACUGAAAUUAUCAUAUUUUGGAAUUUUCUUGUACUUCUACUGAAUCCAAGUUAGGCACUGCCAUGAAAAGGAUGCUUUUAGCUGGAAACCUGUGUUGACAGAGCAGGAAGCUGUUUUGUAGGGACUCACUUGUGAGGUAUCACAUGGUUGAUCCAUCAGUGGUACAACUUCUCUUGCUGACUUCAAGGCUGCUCAAACAGAGCUGGUGUUUAAAGAAAAAAGGUUUUUAUUGUAAGAGCCCUUGGAUGUGCAGUGUAAAUCUGUAACAAUAUAUAGUGCUACUGGAUAAUAAUGAUCUAAAUGCAUAUUUUCUGCUGUAAAUUUCCCUCAUGUGGCUCCAAUGAUAUGUGUACAUAGACUAUUACCUUUGCACUGAACUGACUAUACUUCAUAAAACGAAAAGCAAAAACAAGUAUUGUACUAAAGAUGACCAUACCUUGUGGCUCCAAUUGUGGAAAUACUUUUGCAGAACAAAAGGUAUAGCUUCAGUGUUAUAAAUUUGAUUUUUAUAUUUUUUAUUAACAUGCAUGGAAGACUAAGGAUAAUAUUUUUUAAAAAUGAACUUGGUUUUUGUACAUUUUUUCAAUGUUUAAAACUAUAUGAUUUAACAUUACCUCUGAAUGCCAGUGAUCAGUAAAUAUUUAAAGGAAAUACCUCAAUUUGAGCAUUCUUCUCUUGUUGCUUGUCUGAUAGGUUAAAAUGGACUAUAGAGUGUGAUGAAGUGAGCAUAUGAUAUAGGUGCUUAAACUGUGCUAUAGAAGGCAUGUGAUGAUUUACUGAAAGGGACCUAAAUGAUACACUACAAGUGUUGAGUGCAGUUACACAAUCAUGGCUCAUUCUGCCCAACUGGACAUUUUCCUCGUGAAUGGCUUGUAAAUUAAAUUUUCAGCGUGAAGCCAAAUUAAAAAAUGAAACAAAAAAUA